Molecule: messenger RNA, 3571 nt
Organism: Archocentrus centrarchus (flier cichlid)
Lineage: Eukaryota; Metazoa; Chordata; Actinopteri; Cichliformes; Cichlidae
Gene: nup58
Product: nucleoporin 58
Exons: 14
Coding region: 324-2120 (598 amino acids)
Biological process (GO): nucleocytoplasmic transport
Cellular component (GO): nuclear pore
Molecular function (GO): structural constituent of nuclear pore
Source: RefSeq, a predicted model, not a curated record
CCCGAAAUGCACUAGUAUUUAGGACAUACCAGGCGGGGAAUAAGAAAAGUGGUGUCAUGUGAGAGUGUACCCUCCGAUAAUUGUCAAGUUUACGAAUCUAGAAGCAGAAGAGCAGGUUUGGUAAACACGACAGGCUGCAGCAGAGCAGUUUGGGGUUCAUGUGGAAGAGCUUGUUUCCGAGUCCGAGGAUGUUCCGGUGAAGACGGGACCGCGGGUUCGGCCCUCACGCGGGCGUCAGAAGCUAACCGUUAGCUGUGAUGUUUUCACAAGCCACUCGAGUCCAAAUAGUCAGUUGCUGUUGACUGUGUGCCCUUUAAAAGAAAAUGUCUGGAUUUAACUUUGGCUCGGGGACUCUUGGGUCCACCAACACGGGUGGAGGAUUCACGUUUGGGGCCGCAACCAGUGCUCCUGCGGCCGGUACUGGUGGUUUUUCUUUUGGGACAGCUUUGGGUACAGCAGGUGCAACCCCUGCUCCCACCACCAGCACUCCAUCUCUUGGCCUAGGAGGCAGUCUUUUUGCUCAGAAACCUGCUGGUGGAUUCUCCUUCAAUACACCUGCCUCAAGUGCUGCUGCGCCCACUACAGGCCUUACAUUAGGUGCCCCAGCUAGUACAGCUGCCACCACAGGCUUUAGCUUAGCCUUCAACAAGCCUACUGUCUCAGCUGCGCCGUUCUCCCUCACCGCUACUACCACCUCUUCGACAGCCCCCGCUGGGACAGGCUUAACGUUUAGCUCUGUCCUGACCUCCACAGCUCCACAACAGCCAGCAGGCGCUGGCUUUACCCUUGGUCUCAGUGGCACGACGACCACCACAGCAUCCUCCACAGGUUCAUCACUGGGAGGAAGUCUCUUCUCCAGCACUGGGUCUACAGGUUUGGGUCAGACCACUCUUGGAGCAGGAGGCGGGUUAUCGUUCAGUUCUCUGCUGGCAACCUCCGCAGCAUCAUCAGCAGCUCCUGCUCCAAGUAUUGGCCUGGGUGGAGUCGACUUCAGCACUUCCUCUGAGAAUAAGAGUGAUGCAUCAUCUGGCGCUAAUGCACAGGACAGUAAAGCUCUAAAAGAUGAGAACUUGCCCCCAGUUAUUUGUCAGGAUGUUGAAAAUUUUCAAAAAUUUGUGAAAGAGCAGAAACAAGUUCAGGAGGACAUAAGCAGGAUGUCAUCAAAGGCCAUUUCUAAAGUCCAAGAUGAUAUCAAGAGCCUCAAACAGCUUCUGUCUGUCAGUGCAAGCGGCCUGCAGCGCCAGGCUUUGGCCAUCGACAAACUGAAACUGGAGACAGCGCAGGAGCUGAAAAAUGCUGACAUAGCACUUCGUACACAAAAGACCCCUCCUGGACUUCAACAUGAGAAUACAGCUCCGUCAGAUUAUUUCCGUAGCUUGGUAGAGCAGUUCGAGGUGCAGCUGCAGCAGUACCGGCAGCAGAUAGAAGAGCUGGAGAACCACCUGACAACCCAGAGCAGCGGCUCCCACAUCACACCUCAGGAUCUGACCAUGGCCAUGCAGAAGUUGUACCAAACAUUUGUUGCACAGGCUGCCCAGCUCCAGUCUGUCCACGAGAAUGUCAAGAUUUUGAAGCAUCAGUACCUCUCCUACCGCAGAGCCUUCCUGGAAGACUCUACGGACGUCUUCGAGUCUAAACGAGCGUCUAACAGGAAAUGGCAGAGCACGCCACGAGUCACUACUGGGCCUGCACCGUUCUCCAGUGUGCCCAAUGCUGCAGCUGUGGCCAUGGCAGCCACUUUGACCCAGCAACAGCAGCCAACUCCAGGGACCCAGGCACCUUUGGGGGCAGGGUUUGGAAACCCCUUUGCCUCGGCAUUGGGCACUAGCUUGGGCUCUUCUACCCUGGGAGGUUUUGGUGGUGGGCCAGGAUUUGGUGGGGUGGGGACUGGGGGGUCUUCUUUUGCCUUCUCUUCCACCAGUAAGCCCACAGGAGGCAGUCUGAGUGCAGGUUUUGGUAGCACCAACAGUUCAGGCUUCAACUUCAGCAACCCUGGCAUCAACCCCUCGGUCGGCCUGACGUUUGGCGUGUCUAACCCACCUGCUGGAGGCUUUGGCACAGGAACACCCCUACUCCAGCUGAAGAAGCCACCAGCUGGUAACAAAAGGGGCAAGAGAUAGAAACAGGAAACGAUAGAACCGUGUGUCUGAGCAGCUGACCAGCUUUGGGUUUGUAGCAAGUACGGCCCGAUCUCCCAAAAGCAUAAAAGACAGUGCUAAAACGAUCAUUAUCCAGUUACUACUGAGGAAAUGUAAAUUUGAGGAACAUGUCAGGGAAGUGACGGGCUUUAAAGCAACACUGGAGUGUCCAUUUGAAUCAUCUGGAGCCAUUUGCCCGUGAUACACGCAAAAAUUCGAGCGGUAUCAUUUGUCAUGCUCUAUUCUGAAUGGUCCAGUGUUCUACAUGCAUUUGAUUCCUUUUGAAUUUCCCCACAUUCACAUUUUCCUGUUGGAUCCAGCUCAGCAGAGAUUAGACUACAUGGGUGACUCUUUUUUUAGCAGUGAUUAGUGUUGCUCUUGGUAAGGAAGGUGGACCCAAAUCUGUGCAGAAGACAGUAGCAUGUAAAGACAGAAUAAAAUAGAGUUUAUAUAAAUUUAAGCAUGGAUUGGCUCAUUUGCAUUGCUUCAGAAUGUUUUCUGUUCACUAUGGUCUGUGGUGCUACAAUGCUUUUGGGAAUGCCGGAUCAUUUACAAAUUGCUCAGUUACCUGUGAGGAAUUGCUUAAGCCAGAAUAUUUUACAAGACAGACAUGUUUUUUUUUUUUUUGUUUUUUUUUUACACUUUAAAACUGAUAGUCUGGUUCUGUUGUGCUCCACAAACUGUCAAUAACAGAAAUGCACUUGAGCGCUUCCCAAAUUGUCACGUGGCCCAAGGUUCGUCCAGGAAAGGCUAAGAUGAGGUAAAGGGAAAGAAGCUUACGGGGUAAUAUUUGGUUGGGAAUAGCAGAGUUCCUGUCGGAAAGUAUCAAAGGAGUGAAUAAUCUGAUCCUAGAUAGUUUUAUAGGCACAGGAGUGUCCAGGGUGGGUUUUUUGGAGCAGCACAGUUUUAUUUUUAUAUCAAGUAGAGAAAGACGUGAGAUUUGAGUGGGGGGAAACGGGGUCUCGAACUUUGAGCUCACAUAACCUGUGUUGUUUUUUGCUACUGUCCAUCCUCAUUUAUUAAUUAAUUUUAGAAACCCCACCCCCCCUGUGUACUAUUGCAAGAAUGUGAGAGAAGAAAUGCUGUGCUCUUUGUAUUACAUGACCCUCAUUAGAAGUUAAAUUGGUUGAAUCUGAAAGGGAUUUCAUAUGCAUAUUGUACCUGCUCAGUUUCUACAUGUGCUAGAACAAUUUUGCACUUUUCAGUGUAUGUGACCUGACAGUGAAUAGUGUGAAUGUGCAUGUGUUUGUCGCACAAGUAUGAAAUUGUCUCUCUGGUCUAAUCAUAUGUUUUUGUUUUGAGUAUUGGGGCUGGUCGGGGGUUGAAUAUUCUGCUUUUUUAAAACUGUCCAUGUUGUACUAUUAUUUUCUUAUCCCAGUCUGUGGAAUCCUGUAUUUUCUAGAAGCUGUUUAAUAAUAAAAUCUUCAAUAUGA